AUGGAACAAGCCCGCGGAGUCGCUUUCGAAGCGCGCAACACCAGGAAAUUCGGGAAUGGGCUGCAUGUCUCCUCGCGAGAGGCAAACGCAGAGGCGGACGCAGAUGCUCAAGGAAACCUCCGCCCAUGGUCACGAGAGGCAGAGCCAGAGCCCAACGGCAACCUGCGCCCGUGGUCAAGAGAGGCAGAGCCAGAGCCCAAUGGCAACCUGCGCCCGUGGUCAAGAGAGGCGGAGGCGGACCCCGAAGGAAACCUUCGCCCAUGGUCACGAGAGGCAGAAGCAGAGCCCAAGGGAAAUCUCCGUCCCUGGUCGGCCAGAGAGGCCUAG
Messenger RNA from Didymosphaeria variabile, 327 nucleotides. RefSeq lists its product as uncharacterized. The transcript has 2 exons. Lineage: Eukaryota; Fungi; Ascomycota; Dothideomycetes; Pleosporales; Didymosphaeriaceae. The coding region runs from base 1 to 327 and encodes 108 amino acids. The record is from RefSeq and is a predicted model, not a curated record.